Messenger RNA from Rosa chinensis, 2407 nucleotides. Its product is annotated as auxin transporter-like protein 2. The transcript has 9 exons. The coding region runs from base 685 to 2139 and encodes 484 amino acids. NCBI's taxonomy places the organism in Eukaryota, Viridiplantae, Streptophyta, Magnoliopsida, Rosales, Rosaceae. Gene Ontology annotation, cellular component: plasma membrane. The record is from RefSeq and is a predicted model, not a curated record.
UAAUUGAGUCCUUAGUCCUUCCUCACUGAUCAUAAACAACGUCCCACUCGCCUUGAUCUCUAAACUCUCUGUCACCCAAGAAUCGAAUCCUUUUUGUUGGAGUACAGAGGGAAUUGGGGACGACGAAGGGCUUCGUCUCUUUCACCCUUUUCUUCAUUCACUCACAUCUCAAAGAGAAAAGCGAAAGCACAAGCUACCUAUCGAGCUAGCAAUUCGUUGCUUUGUUUUGUUUAAUUUAUUUAUAUAUAUAUAUAUUGCAUUUACUAGAAUAAGAGCGAAAAGGCUCUUUUCUUCAAGCUCUGCCACCACCCACCUUUGAAGAAGCACCACUCAGAGAUUUUUCUUCUCUCCUUUUCCUGCUUUUCUGGGCCUUUCGCCGCCUUCUGGUUCGGCUCUGAGCAAAUUGGUGGCGCAUUUAAGGUUUUGGCAGAGCCUGCUUUUGGCAGAAGCGCUUUUGAAAUUAUUAAAAGCUUUCAACGCUGCAUUUAAGAACACUCUCACUGGCACUUCUUCGAACGGAGGAUUCCAACACCCAGCAACAACACUUUCCAAUCCGUAUACUGCUUUUUAAUUUUUAUCAAUCUGAAAGCAAAGGAAAAAGCUGAUACAUCAAAGUCAAGAGCCCGGGGAGGGAGAGAAAGUGACAUUUCAAGCAAGAUCUACCAGGAUUUAGUCGUUACCACAAUGUUGCCUCAGAAGCAAGCAGAGGAGGCAAUAGUCUCCAACUUUAGCGAGGGAGCAGAUCAUGAAGGAAAGGAAUUGGGAGCAGAAGAGAAUAAAGAUGGAGAAAACGCCUCAUUGUUUAGUGUCAAGAACUUUCUCUGGCAUGGUGGCUCUGCUUGGGACGCCUGGUUCAGCUGUGCUUCCAAUCAAGUGGCGCAAGUACUAUUGACACUUCCAUACUCAUUCUCUCAGCUCGGACUUUUAUCCGGUAUCUUGCUUCAGCUGUUCUACGGGAUCGUCGGAAGCUGGACGGCUUAUCUAAUCAGUGUGCUCUAUAUUGAGUACCGGAGCAGGAAGGAGAAGGAGAAUGUUAAUUUCAAGAACCAUGUUAUCCAGUGGUUUGAAGUGCUUGAUGGGUUACUUGGUCCUUACUGGAAAGCAGUGGGGCUUGCCUUCAACUGUACUUUCCUCCUAUUUGGAUCUGUCAUUCAGCUCAUUGCUUGUGCAAGCAACAUAUAUUACAUCAAUGACAAUUUGGACAAGAGGACUUGGACAUAUAUCUUUGGAGCUUGCUGUGCCACUACAGUGUUCAUACCUUCUUUCCAUAACUAUCGGAUUUGGUCUUUCCUUGGACUUGGAAUGACCACUUACACAGCCUGGUACAUGACCAUAGCAGCUGCUGUUCAUGGACAGGUUGAAGGUGUUACACACUCGGCUCCCCACAAGAUGGUACUGUAUUUCACCGGCGCCACCAACAUACUAUACACCUUUGGUGGCCAUGCUGUUACAGUGGAAAUCAUGCAUGCCAUGUGGAAGCCACAAAAAUUCAAGUACAUUUACUUGUUUGCCACACUCUAUGUUUUCACAUUGACAAUUCCUUCGGCUUCGGUCGUUUACUGGGCCUUCGGCGAUGAGCUUCUCAACCAUUCCAACGCCUUCUCUCUCCUCCCCAAGAAUGCGUGGCGUGACGCUGCUGUUAUCCUCAUGCUCAUUCACCAGUUUAUUACUUUUGGGUUUGCUUGCACACCAUUGUACUUUGUGUGGGAGAAGGUGAUCGGUAUGCAUGACACAAGAAGCAUUUGCUUGAGGGCACUGGCUAGGCUUCCAGUUGUGAUUCCAAUUUGGUUCUUGGCUAUUAUCUUUCCGUUUUUCGGACCGAUUAACUCUGCGGUUGGGGCUCUCUUGGUUAGUUUCACAGUCUACAUCAUCCCAUCUUUGGCUCAUAUGCUCACAUACAGAAAAGCAUCUGCCAGACAGAAUGCUGCGGAGAAGCCACCAUUCUUUUUACCAAGUUGGACAGCCAUGUUUGUGAUCAACUCCUUCAUAGUUGUGUGGGUUCUGGUAAUCGGGUUCGGGUUCGGUGGAUGGGCUAGCAUGACCAACUUUGUGAGGCAAGUGGACACAUUUGGGCUGUUUGCAAAGUGCUAUCAAUGCAAGCCUCCAAAGCCAGUAGUAGCACCAGCCCCACAUAACUAAAAGUUCCAUCACCCCAAAAGCUUGAAGAUGAUUCUCAGCUAUCAAAUCCUCUAGCAGAUCUGAUUCCUCUUCAUAUUUUGUACCAUACAUGGGGAAAUAGUAAUAUUUGCCCCCCUACAUGUGAUGUGUGUUGGAUUUUUCUCUUUUUUAUUUAUUUUUCAAUUUUUUAAAAUUAGUUUUUGAAUAGUGUGUUGAGUUGUGUUGAUGAUUUCUUUUCCUAUCACAGCAUAGUUUAAUUAAUUAAAUGAAAUAUAUAUGUUUUUAGGUA